AUGAAGGAGACCAGUCGCUUCGAUCUCAGGCGGAUGCAGUCCAGCGUUUGCUCCUCGGACGAUGUUGCGGUGCUGGUGAGGGUCUUAGCGGUGCUGCUGCUUCUGGUCGUCGCGGUCUCCGUCGUGAGCACGUCGACGGAGCAGAAGCUGUGGGCUUGGAGCGUCAGCUCGGAGGAGGAGAUCAGCUACCGGCCUCCCACCAGUCUGAUGCACAACAUGAGCGACGAGCAGCUGUUCGAGCAUGCGUUGAGGGUGAGCAAGCUGAGCAAGUAUCGAUCGAGGGGGACGCCCAAGGUUGCGUUCAUGUUCUUGGCGGAAGAACGCAUCUCUCUGACGCCUCUCUGGGACAGGUAUUUUAGAGGAUAUCAAGGGCUCUACUCGACCUACAUCCACAGUUCGCAGGGCGACUAUGCAGUGAAUUCAGUGUUCUACAAGAGGCAGAUCCCCAGCACGGCGUCCGACAGCAAAAGCUUCUCCACGAUAGACGCCGCGAGACGACUCCUGGCGAACGCACUGCUCGAUCUCUCGAACGAGCGCUUCGUCCUGCUGUCGCCCGCCUGCAUCCCGCUCUUCAACUUCAGCUUCACCUACAAGUACCUGAUGAGCUCCAAGUACAGCUUCGUGGAGGCCUUCGACAUGCCCGGCCCCGGCGCGAGGGGCCGCUACACCCCCAAACUCGCACCCGAGGUCGGCCUCUCGCAGUGGCGCAAGGGCACGCAGUGGCUGGAGGUGAGCCGCCGGGUGGCCCUCGUCGUCGUCAACGACACCACCGUGUACCCCAAGUUCGAUCGACUCCGCAGUGAGAUGAUCGUGCAGCACGAGCACUACUUCCCUACCGUGCUCACGGUCAAGGCCGCCCACAUCAUAGCUAACAGAAGCAUAACAUGGGAGCUGUGGAGAAGCGGGCAGUUCGAGCCGGUGACGUUCGGGAUGGAGGAUACCACAGAGCAACUCCUGCGGAAGAUCAAUGAGGAGCACGAGUGCUCCCACAAUGACAAGCCGACGGCAGUCUGCUUCCUCUUCGCCCGGAGGUUUGCUCCAAGUGCUUUGUGGCCUCUGCUGAAACUGGCACCCACUUCCCUUGGAUUUGGUUCUCGUGAAACUUAUUGA
This is a messenger RNA of Musa acuminata AAA Group (dessert banana), 1110 nucleotides long. RefSeq names its product glycosyltransferase BC10-like. The record is from RefSeq and is a predicted model, not a curated record. Lineage: Eukaryota; Viridiplantae; Streptophyta; Magnoliopsida; Zingiberales; Musaceae. The coding region runs from base 1 to 1110 and encodes 369 amino acids. Gene Ontology annotation, cellular component: membrane. Gene Ontology annotation, molecular function: glycosyltransferase activity. The transcript has a single exon.